AUGGACGCAGCAGAUCAGACUGCCGCUCCGUCCGCCACUGCUUCGGCGGAUGUCGUCGUGGAUCCAUCCGUCUCUGAGCCGACCUCGCUUCCUGCCACCACGACUGGUGGUCAGCUCCCAGAUGCCACGUCGCAGCCACAGACUCAUGCCGCCGAGCCGGCACAAACAACAUCUUUGGACCCCUCCGAACAGAACGAACAGCAGGCAUCGCAACCUCUGCUCGCUGCCACCACCGCAGUCGACCCCAGCACAGCACAAACUGCACCCGCACCACCAACAGAACCUGUGCCAUCGAUCGUCGAGCAGCCCAACGUGCAAGAACUCCAGCAGCAAACGCCUGCCACCGACACCACACAUCCUUCAUCCGCCGAAGCUGCACCAGCCCAGGUAGCCGCCCAGUCGACAGAGCCUAUGUCCACGUCCUUGCCGCAAGCCUCGGACACCCACGCCGCAGAGGGCUUGGCAGCUGCGCCGGCCGCAGAUUCAGCCACUCAACCAGAUCUCCAGGUCGCAGACGCUCCACAGCAGGCUUCUCAUGCGCCAGAGGUACCAUCCAGCGCAACUCAGGAGCCAGCAUCGACCACAGCGAAUGCACUAUCGGAAAUUGCUCCGGCAGCGACGGCGGACCUUUCGGCCCCAGCCAGUGAUCCAACGCCCUCCGUUGUCCCUCAACCAGAAGCUGCUCCUGCCUCGGCACAGCUGCCAGAACCAGUCGCUGACUCUGCUACUGUCGACGCUAAGCAGGCUGGCGAUGCGGCGAGCGCACCCAAGGAAGCACCGGCGCAGCCCGAGCAUCCACCGACAACCGUAUCUGCAGUUCCGGCUGAAGCCGUUCCAUCACUCGGCGAAAGCGCACCAGCUGCCUCGACAGACGUGCCCAACCCCGUCGAAGCGCCCGCUGCUUCUGCCGACUCCAUGGCCGAGACAGCCGCUUCCGCAUCUGUGCCGGUCGAUACGACCCUCAACACCUCAGCUCCGCAGACACCGCAAAAGAAGGCAGCUUCGGAAGCGUCGCUGCCAUCCACACCCACACGGGAGGGCCGAGUGGCGCUGUUGCUGCGCAUCAACAAGGAGCUCAUCCGGCUGUGCGUCGAGUUGCAGGCCAAGCAGCUGGUCUCGGACCCGGUCUACCGCGAGGCGGCGGUGCGUCUCCAAGCCAAUCUGGGCUAUCUUGCCGGUAUUGCGGAUAAGAGCGGCAAAAACACGGACGCAAGCCGACCCACAGCGCCCAGCGCAGCUCUGCCGAAGCUCGAGUCGUUCCCGCGCAGUGAGCAUGUGCCAGCCUCGCCGGUCGCAGCGCUGUAUGACAAGCUCAUUGCAAUGUUUGGCACGACGGCGCAAGAGUCGCCGGUUGCCGAGGGCAAGAAGCGCUCGCGCGGAGCUAGUGCGGCGGAGGACGAGGAGCGCAAGACGGCACCGAGCAGAGGUGCCGCUUCGCAGGAUGUCUCGGCGGCUGGUACGCCUUCGUCCAACCCACCUGAUACCCAGGCUGUUCAGACACCCUCCAGUCAGCCAACCGCACAACAGCCGGCUCCACCGGGUCAGGAUCAGGGCAAGGGGCCUGAUCUGUCGCUUGCUCCUCCCGUGCCGAUAGUUCCACCCGGAGCUGCGCAGGCUAUGCCCAACAAUCCGCAGGCACAGGCGUUGAUGCAGGCCUUCGGACCGAAUGCGCUGGUGAAUCUGCAUGCGCUACAGUCGCAUCUGCGUGGGCAGGGCACACAUCCCUGGGUGGCCUAUAUGGAAGCCAACAUGGCUGGCUUCAAGACGAUGCCUCUGCAGGUGCAGUUGCAGCACAUGACCUCGCUCCAAAACGCAGCUUCCCAACGCCAGAAAGGACAAGCUUCGACGGUGGCGAGUCCUUCGAGCGCGAUGAAUGGAGGUGCGGGUAUUUCGAGUCCUGCAGCAAGACCCGUUAGUGGGCAUUCGAAUAGUCCCGGUCAGCCCAGUCCGAGCUUUGCACUGCAGGGCGCGGGGCCGAGGACGGGCACGCCCACGGGGCAGUUUCAGCAAAGACCUGGAAGUUCAGGGUCGGUGGGCAGUACGGGUGGCAGGGCGAAACAGACUUCGUCCGCGUUGGAUCCGUCACAGUUGCAGGGGCAAAGCCCCGCAUCUGGGCAGGACUCCGCACAGCCAAUGUUUGGAUUUCAACCUCCAGCUGCUGCGUCGCCAGGACAGCAACAGCAACCCCAGCCACAGCAGGGACAGCAGAUGCCGGGACUGCAGGGUAUGCCAGGUAUGCCAGGUAUGCCCAACUUCCAGAACCUGCCGCCCCACCUGCAGCAGCAGAUCAGACAACAGUACAUGGCUCAUCUGCAUGCGCAGGGCAUGAGCAUGUCCCAAGGAUUCAGUCCUCAGGCACAGCAACCGCAGCAGCCGCAGCAGCCGCAGCAGGGGUGGGACUUUCAGUCGCCACAAUGA
Messenger RNA from Moesziomyces aphidis, 2418 nucleotides. The record is from the annotation of a GenBank genome assembly. Lineage: Eukaryota; Fungi; Basidiomycota; Ustilaginomycetes; Ustilaginales; Ustilaginaceae.